AUGAAACUAAACGGAACAACAGAAGAGGCCCAAGUGCUGGUCAUCAUUGACAUUGAGGAAUUGGAUAAAUACAAGACGCAUCAGAACUGCUUUUCAAAGCUUCCUCUCCUGGCGUACGAUGCGGACAGGGAUCAUGUCAGAUGCCGCUUCGCUGCCAAUGCCAGCGUAGACUCAGCCUUCAUUCUGGAUGAGAAUACGUGUACGGUGAAACUGAAGGGCAAUGCAGGCCUCGGUGUCCACGUGUUUGACCUGCUGCUGGAGGACUUUCCCAGAAGAGACGUGACGCUGUCCUACGCUGACGGAACUUCUUCUGUCAGAACAGCUUUCAACGCCUCCUCGAACGCCGACUCGCCUCCGUUUAGCCGAGUCUCCCUGCAGUUUACACUGGAAGUCCUGCCGCCGCUGUCGAGCUGUGACGCCGGCCACGUGGUGCCAAAGCUGCUGCAGCCAACGCCGUCCAACGGGGGCGUUCUUUACGCUGCUGUCGGUGCUCCGCUCCAGCUGGUUGUCCUCGCCACAGCAAACCAGGCCAAGAUUUAUGACUUCCAGGUCAGCGGCCCCGUGAACGUGACCAAACGCUUCAGCGAGGACCAGUUUGGGAAAGCUGAGGUGACUUUAAGCUGGAGACCGCUGCCCCGGGAUCUGCGCCGGGCCGUCCCGCUGUGCUUCGCUGCAGAGACCAACGUUAGCCAAUCCGAAAUGAGGUGUGUCGUCGUCAUAGUGACCAGAUCGCCUACUGCUGAAGGUAAGGCCUCUGUAAGCUGCUCAGCUACCCAGAUGACGGUUGUUCUGGAAAAAGCCACCAUGCCUGACAUCGAUAAGAACUGGCUGAAACUGGCCGACCCGUCCUGCUCUCUCACUUCCAACAACACACACAUCAUGGCCACUAUGUCCUUCAGCACCUGCGGCACCACGGUUGAGGACAAGGUUGACUACAUUGUUUUCAAGAACACGAUCAUCUCCUUCGAGCGGCCCAACACAAUCAUAACCCGAAGACGGCAAGUUGAUAUCGGCUUUUCCUGCCAAUUCCCCAAAAGCCUCAGCGUCUCCAGUCACUACCAGCUCGACAGGUCCGACUACGUCUUCACUGAAUCCAGCUUCGGCAGCUUCCAGUACAACUUUGAGGUCUUCAACGAUAACAAUUUUACCCAGAGGGUGGAACCAGGUGCGUACCCCGUGGAGGUCGAGCUGAUGGAUGUCAUCUACAUGGGCAUCCAGGCGAAGUCAGACCUGCCAGACGUCAGUCUGUUCGUGGAGUCAUGCAGAGCCACUCCUGAAAACAACCCCAAAAGCAUCCUCCUCUACGACCUCAUCCAAAACGGGUGCCUGAGGGAUGAAACUAUCAAAGUCCAUCCAUCCAAUUCCACUUCAUUUCUGUUUGAGAUCCAGGCCUUCAAAUUCAACGGGAACUACGAUGAGGUCUACAUCAGCUGCUCCGUCCUCCUGUGUGAGAAUGGGAACCCCGCCUCCAGGUGUGCCCAGGGCUGCCUGAAGAGCCCCCAACGCAGACGCAAGCGAAAUGACGUCAGAGAGACCGCCAGUCACUUCAUUACCCAGGGUCCUCUGCGCUUCGUCCGCCAGGCCGACAGCGGUGCAGUGGCCAAAGAGCCUAAAGGAGAUUCUGGAGAGGAGGUCGGGGCCCGUGGGUUCCUCGGUACCAACACCGGCACCGUGGUGUUCGCCAGCCUGUUCGCCGUGUCUGUGGUGAUACUGGCCGUGAUUGUGGCUUUGCUCACCAGGAAGAAGAAGAAAGUGGAGGACGCCAGAGGUCUGCUGGUAUUUGACUCAGAAUACUGA
Molecule: messenger RNA, 1797 nt
Organism: Lampris incognitus (smalleye Pacific opah)
Lineage: Eukaryota; Metazoa; Chordata; Actinopteri; Lampriformes; Lampridae
Product: ZP domain-containing protein-like
Exons: 11
Coding region: 1-1797 (598 amino acids)
Source: RefSeq, a predicted model, not a curated record